CAGCAGAUCGCGAGCUCGACAACAAGGUUUUUGUUUGUGUUUUGUGGUGUGUUCAGUGGCAGGACCCCUCUGCUGACUGAUGUUGUGUGACACCUGACGCAGCGACACGCUCACACCCGAACAGAGCAAGCACAGAAGAGGAAGCAGAGCGAGCAGGUGGCGGCCGGGAAGCGAGCGGGGAUGCCUGUGACCGUCACACGGACGGCGUUUGGGACGCUGAGCAGCACAGGGGAGCAAGUGGACAAGUUCACCCUCAGCAAUGGCAGCAUGGAGGUGGACAUCCUCACAUAUGGCGCCAUCAUAGCCGCACUGUGUGUUCCAGAUAGUGCGGGUACGGUUGCCGACGUGGCAUUGGGCUUCGAUACGCUGCAGGACUGGGAGGAGAAGAACGUGCCGUACAUGGGUGCCGUCAUCGGCCGUGUUGCCAACCGCAUCGCUGGCGGUACGUUUGACCUGGACGGACAAACGUACACGCUGGCAAAGAACAACGGCGAUAACCACUUACAUGGCGGUCUCAAAGGCUUUGACAAGCGUGUGUGGACGGCGACAACCGAGCCCGCGGGUGUUCGCUUGCAGUACACGUCGCCCGAUGGCGAAGAAGGGUAUCCCGGCGAGGUCACCGUGACGGUAACAUACACACUCGAGGACGCGGCCAACACGAUGCGAAUCGCAUACGAGGCGACGACCACCAAGGCCACACCCCUCAACCUCACGAACCACACAUACUUCAACCUCCGCGGCGCGGGCGAAGGGGACGUGCUUGAGCAUCGACUGCAGAUGAACGCACAGCACUACACGCCAGCCCGCCCGGACCUGAUACCGACGGGCGAUAUCGCUCCUGUCAAGGGCACACCGUUUGACUUUGUGGAAGCGAAGGAGAUUGGUGCCGAUAAUGGCGACGUGUCCAACGGGUACGACAACAACUUCAUGCUGGAUCGCAGCGCCUGCAGCAGCAGCGACGAACCCGCACGCGCAGCCAGGGUGACUGAACCACGUAGCGGCCGUGUCUUGACAGUCGAGACCACAGAGCCGGCGUGCCAACUGUAUGUGGGUGGAUUCCUGGACGGGCUCGCGGGCAAGGGCAACAAGUCGUACGACCAAUACCACGGGUUUUGCCUGGAGACGCAGCACCCACCAGAUGCCGUCCACCACGCGGCGUUUCCGUCCAUCAUCCUCCAGCCAGGACACACGCGCACAUCAACCACCAUCUUCGCCUUCACAACCGCCGCCCCAGCCACAGCUGCAUCUGUGUGAUGUCAUGUGACAAGUUUUCGUGUGAGUGCCGCGCAAUUCACAUCCGUCUCGCUCAUCUCUGUUAUUUUCUUGCGGUUUCUGCUGUUGGUGCUGGUGGUAUGAGUGUCGUUUACUACUGUCUGUGUGCUUUGUACAGCGUCGUGUUACCAUCGCAUACAUUUUCCACAA
Messenger RNA from Salpingoeca rosetta, 1422 nucleotides. Its product is annotated as aldose 1-epimerase. NCBI's taxonomy places the organism in Eukaryota, Choanoflagellata, Craspedida, Salpingoecidae. Bases 181 to 1254 code for a protein of 357 amino acids. Gene Ontology annotation, molecular function: carbohydrate binding; aldose 1-epimerase activity. Gene Ontology annotation, biological process: glucose metabolic process; beta-D-galactose catabolic process via UDP-galactose, Leloir pathway. The transcript has 10 exons. The record is from RefSeq and is a predicted model, not a curated record.